UAGUAAAUAAUAAUAAAGAACAAUAGUUACAAAUAAUAAUAAAAAAAAUAAUAAUACAAUAAAAAAGUGAAUGAAAAAAGACAGAAAAUUGUGAUGAGGAAAAUAAUUUAACUGAAAUGUGCAACUUUAAUGAAAACGUUAUCAUAGUUAGAAAAAAGUUUCAAUCUGAAUGUUCAACUACGGUUUGUGUGGUUUUGUGUUCGCAAGUUGAAAAUCGAACUAAUUGAUGGCUUUCAAAGGAAAAUUUGAUUAUUAGUGAAUGAUCCCAAUUUCUAAAGUUAGCAGUUGGUUAAAUCGAAAUCAUGAAAGCGGACCCUACACUUGGAACUGAUAUUCGAUGGAUGCUGCAUCUUCUUCAAAUUCCAAUUUUUCUCAUUUUUCUACUUUUCACAGAUAUCGAGGCGAUAAAUAUAACGACAGUAAAUAUACCAAAAGUGGUGAAAGCUGGAACUGAUCAGCAUGUUGUUCUUGAUUGUGUCUACAAUAUGGGUAAUUCACCAAAAACAGGCCUCGUAAUUAAAUGGUUUGUUAAUCAAGAUUUAUUGUAUCAAUGGAUACAUGGGAACAUGCCAAUGGGCUCAGAUGAAUUUCAAAAAUAUAUUGACGAAUCAUAUAAGGCGAGCAGCGACCCAGAUACAAUGUAUCGUGCUGUCAAGUUAGUUCGUCCGGGACAUGAGCUUUCCGGUAACGUGAGAUGUGUCAUCUCUACGCAAUACGAUGAGGCUGAUGCAAGCAGGAAAAUGCUGGUUUACUCUGCGGAGAAACUUUUGCGAUUAUCGCACUCGAGCAUUGAUCCAGAAACGAAUCAAGUCACAGUUAGCUGUAGAGCCGAAGACAUGUUUCCAAAACCAACUAUCAUCAUUAGACAAGACAAAGAGCCAAUAAUGGAUCUAAAAGUGAACUACAAAAAUAAUACUGAUGGUAAAAUCAGUGUUGAAGCAAUUGGUGUUUUAGAUAUUGAUAAAUUACAACUGCCAAUAAUUUUACAAUGUGAGGUCCUCAUUCCAGAGGCAAAUUAUUCUUCCGUUCAAGAAUACAUUUACAAUGGCGCUGCCAUAUUGAGGUCGUCAUUUUUAUUAAUCGUCAUUGGUUAUCUAAUCACCAGGAGACAAUAACAUAAAUUACAAAUUCUUAGUGUAAAUUAAUUUUUUUUUUCCAUAAAAAAAAGAAAAUUUUGUAUAAUGCAAUAAUUACGUUUCGCACCAUCUUUACAAAAAAAAAAGAUAUAGCAAAGCAAUUCUUUCAAAUUUGAAUAAACUUUUGUAAAACAUUUUCCUAAACUAAAAACUAAAAUAAUUUGAUGAAAUUUUAAAGAAAUUCAAAUUAUAAAUGUCUACCAUUUUAUAAACAAAAAAAAAUUUAUUGAAUAACUCUAAAAAAUUGUUAUCAAAUAUGUCAGUAAUAUUAACGUUGUCGUUUUAAAGUGUUAUUGCAUUUUUAUUUACAAAAAAAGCAAACGAGCAAAAUGAAAGAAAAAACAAUGUUAUAAAAUAUAUAAAUAUAGAAAAAAACAACUUGUGCAUGUCACAAUGCUUAAAUUAUAACAAUUUGCGCAAAAGAAAAUUAUU
Leptopilina heterotoma is the source of this 1568-nucleotide messenger RNA. RefSeq lists its product as uncharacterized. The coding region runs from base 303 to 1115 and encodes 270 amino acids. The transcript has 5 exons. Lineage: Eukaryota; Metazoa; Arthropoda; Insecta; Hymenoptera; Figitidae. The record is from RefSeq and is a predicted model, not a curated record.